Myripristis murdjan (pinecone soldierfish) is the source of this 3220-nucleotide messenger RNA. Its product is annotated as protein NLRC3-like. Lineage: Eukaryota; Metazoa; Chordata; Actinopteri; Holocentriformes; Holocentridae. The transcript is spliced from 9 exons. Gene Ontology annotation, molecular function: protein binding. The coding region runs from base 50 to 3220 and encodes 1056 amino acids. The record is from RefSeq and is a predicted model, not a curated record.
AGAAACAGAGAAAGAGGGAGGCUCAAGCAGGCAGACUGAAGUGCAGAAGAUGAGUGUGUGUGUGGAGGAAGAGGAGGGCAGAGCAGAGCCUCCAGCCUCCAGCUGUCUGUCUAUGAGGAGUGACCGGUCUAUAGGAAACCCUCCAGACUUCAGUGCUGAACCUGGACCUUCAGCCACAAAAGGUCAGCAGCACAGGCAGAGAGCAGAGCCUCCAGCCUCCAGCUGUCUGUCUAUGAGGAGUGACCGGUCUAUAGGAAACCGUCCAGAGUUCAGUGCUGAACCUGGACCUUCAGCCACAAAAGAGAGGAAGAGGAGCAGUGAGGCUGUGGAGGAGCAGCUGUCCUCCUGUGCUUUGUGUCAGGAGGUCCUGAGGGAUCCAGUCUCCACCAGCUGUGGACACUGGUUCUGCAGACAGUGCAUCACCUCAGACUGGGACCAGUCUGGUUCAUCAGGAGACUCUGCCUGUCCCCAGUGUGGAAAAAGAUCCAGAACAAGACCUGGACUGCAGACACCCAGUCAAACCAGCACAGUGGACGGCGGUCUGCAGGAGGUUUUAGACGAGCAUAAGAUCAGUCUGAGGAGGAGAUGUGAAUUUGUGACAGAAGGAACUGCUGCAGCAGGAAGUGGAACCCCCCUCAACAGGAUCUACACUGAGCUCUACAUCACACAGGGACGGAGGGAAGGGGUUAAUACCCAACAUGAGGUGUGGCAGCUGGAGACAACAUCCAAGACGGAGACCCUCCAUGACACUCCAAUCAGGUACCAGGACAUCUUUAAACCCUUACCUGGCCAAGACACACACAUCAGAGUAGUUGUGACGCAGGGCGUUGCUGGCAUUGGAAAAACCUUCUCAGUGCAGAAGUUCACUCUGGACUGGGCAGAGGGCUUGGAAAACCAACAUGUCAGUCUUGUGGUUCUGCUUUCGUUCCGGGAGCUGAACUUGAUCAAAGAUGAGCGCUACAGUCUUCUCCAGCUGCUCCGUGUUUUCCAUCCAACAUUACAGACGGUCACAGCAGAGAAGCUCGCCGUCUGUGAAGUUGUGUUCAUCUUUGACGGCCUGGAUGAAAGCAGGUUUUUAUUGGAUUUCCAGAACAAUGAGGUCGUGUCUGAUGUCACACAGACAUCAUCAGUAGAUGUGCUGUUGACAAACCUCAUCAAGGGGAAUCUGCUUCCCUCGGCUCUCUUCUGGAUAACUUCCAGACCUGCGGCGGCCAAUCAGAUCCCUCCUACAUGUGUGGACAGGGUAACAGAAGUGCGAGGGUUCACUGACCUCCAGAAGGAGGAGUACUUCAGGAGGAGAUCCAGUGAUGAGGAGCUGUGCGGCAGAAUCAUCUCACACAUCAAGGCGUCCAGGAGCCUCCACAUCAUGUGCCACAUCCCAGUCUUCUGCUGGAUCACUGCUACAGUUCUGGAGCACAUGUUGACUACAGACCAGAGAGGAGAGCUGCCCAAGAGCCUGACUGACAUGUACUCACACUUCCUGCUGGUUCAGACACAGAGGAAGAAGCACAAGUACGAUGAGAGACAUGACAGGAGUCAGCAGGAGCUGACGGAGACUGACAGGGAAGUUCUUCUGAAGCUGGGCAGGCUGGCGUUUGAACAUCUGGAGAAAGGCAACCUGAUGUUCUACCAAGAAGACCUGGAGGAGUGUGGUCUUGAUGUUACAGAGGCCUCAGUGUACUCAGGAGUGUGCACAGAGAUCUUCAAAACCGAGUGUGUGCUCUUCCAGAGAAAAGUCUACUGCUUUGUUCAUCUGAGCAUUCAGGAGUUUCUCGCUGCAGUCUACAUCUUCCACUGCCACAUCAACAGGUACAUGAAAACUCUGGAGACAUUCAUUCAAGGUGACUUGGACUAUGAAGACAGUGAAUCAUCCCUGGAUGAUGAAGUCUGUUAUUUUCAUGAUGGUAUUUCUGUUAGAUAUGAAUACUCUGAAGUACUGGACACAUUCCUAGGAAAAGACUGGGGUAGUUAUGGAUGCAGUGGACAAUCCCUGGAUGCCUUGCUGAAGGCAACAAUGUUCAGAGCCUUGGACAGUAAAAAUGGCCACCUGGACCUCUUUGUCCGCUUCCUUCAUGGCCUCUCACUGGAGUCCAACCAGAGGCUCUUAGUAGGCCUGCUGGGUCAGACUGAGAGCAGACCAGAAGACAUCCAGAGAGCCAUCAACAACCUGAAGAAGAUGGACACUUUAAAUGUCUCUCCUGACAGAAGCAUCAACAUCUUCCACUGUUUGAUGGAGAUGAACGACCUCUCAGUACAUCAGGACAUCCAAGAGUUCCUGAAGUCAGAGAACAGAUCAGAGAAGGAACUCUCUGGUAUUUACUGCUCAGCUCUGGCCUACAUGCUGCAGAUGUCAGAGGAGGUUCUGGAUGUGUUGGACCUGAAGGGGUACAGAACAUCAGUGGAGGGACGACAGAGACUGAUCCCAGCUGUGAGGAACUGCAGGAAGGCUCGGCUGUCUGGCUGUGGACUCUCAGAGAUUCACUGUGAAGUUGUGGCCUCGGCUCUGAAGUCCAACCCCCAUCUGACAGAGCUGGACCUGAGUGAGAACGACCUGGUGGAUUCAGGAGUGGAGCUGCUGUCUGCUGGACUGGAGAGUCCAAACUGCAGACUGAAGACUCUCAGACUAAGACACUGCAGGUUGUCAGAGAGCAACUGUGCUUCUCUGGCCUCGGCUCUGAAGUCCAACCCCCAUCUGACAGAGCUGGACUUGAGGGAGAACCAGCUGCUGGAUUCAGAAGUGAAGCUGCUGUCUGAUCUGAUGGAGAGUCCAAACUGCAGCCUGAAGACUCUGAGGCUGGAGGAUGAAAAACACUGGAUUAAAGCUGACAGCCUGAGAAAAUAUGCCCGUCAUCUCACACUGGAUCCAAACACAGUGCACAGAAGACUCCGUCUGUCUGAAGACAACAGAGAGGUGGGGGUGACGUCUGAGUGGCAGUCGUAUCCUGAUCACCCAGACAGAUUUGACCAGGAGCCUCAGGUUCUGUGUAGAGAAGGUCUGACUGGGCGAUGUUACUGGGAGGUCCAGUGGAGAGGAGAGGUUCAUAUAGCAGUGACUUACAGAGGAAUCACAAGAAGUGGUUAUGACUCUCGGCUUGGAGCCAAUAAACAGUCUUGGAGUCUGAGGUGCUCUGAUCACAGCUACUCUGCCAAACACAACAGGAAGUCCACCUUCAUCUCUGUCCGUCCCAGUGGAUCUGACAGAGUACUGAUUGGAUUGUGA